GAUUGAACAUUUUUUUACCAAAUUUAUAAUACAAAUAGAGACAUUUCUAUAUAUAGUAGGAUUUGUUUUUUCUCCGACAAUUUCAAAAUAAAUUUUUAAGAAAAUUUGAGUGUGUGUUUUGGUAAUUUCAGGGGAUAAAUUGCCACUAGGUGCACCAUCACUGAUGAUGUCACCACAAGACGUGAAUAUGGGGAAGAUCAAGCCAGGGCUAUUGAAGAAACGUGACGAUGAGUAUGGAAUCUCGACGGAAUCUUUAAAGACGUCUCGAGUUGGGAUUAUGGGACCGGAGAGGAAAAAUCCGAUGGCUGAUUAUUGGGUUCAUCACGGAAAAGGAUUAGCGGUUGAUAUAAACGAAACUGAGAUGAAGAAAUUUGCUCCGUUUCCGUAAUGAAGUUGGUGUGGAACGAAUAAUAAUAAAAUGUUUGCAUGUCCAAUGUUGUCCAUAAGACCAUAAGUAAUUACAUCUUAUAUAAUACUCUGUUUACUCUGUGUUGAAAUAUGACGUUUUUUGGGAAGAAAUAUGAGCUUCUAUU
Molecule: messenger RNA, 533 nt
Organism: Arabidopsis arenosa
Lineage: Eukaryota; Viridiplantae; Streptophyta; Magnoliopsida; Brassicales; Brassicaceae
Source: the annotation of a GenBank genome assembly